CAAAUUUGCACAGAUAUCGACGAGUGUGCUCUUGAGCCUUGUAUGCAUGGAGGAACUUGUACUGACGGAGUGAACAGCUAUACUUGUGCCUGCGUACUGGGCUAUACUGGAAGUAGUUGCGAAACAGAUAUUGAUGAAUGUGCUAGCAAUCCAUGUAUGAAUGGAGGAAGUUGCGCUGAUGAGGUCAACUACUUCACUUGUGCCUGUGUUAAUGGCUCUAUUGGGACUUUGUGUGGAACAACUGAGUGUGGUGAUGGAACUGUUUGUCAUAAUGGCGGAGCAUGCACAAACCCCGGACCGUGUGAUUGUGUAACCGGUUUUAACGGUACUAUGUGCGAGACUAAUAUUGAUGAUUGUUCUACUACUCCCUGUAUGAAUGGUGGAGUUUGUGUUGAUGAAGUGAAUUCCUUCACGUGUAACUGUGCUGCUGGCUAUAAAGGAGAUACAUGUCAAACAGUUCUGUGCGAUCUAUCGAAUUGCCAAAAUGGUGGGACAUGUACCCCUUUUGGACAUCCUUGUAAUUGCCCACCUGGUUUUACGGGAGACCUUUGCGAGAACGGUAAGUUGUGUCAUGUGUUUAUCAAUGGUUAA
Messenger RNA from Strongylocentrotus purpuratus (purple sea urchin), 591 nucleotides. RefSeq names its product fibropellin-3-like. Gene Ontology annotation, cellular component: protein-containing complex; plasma membrane. The coding region runs from base 43 to 591 and encodes 182 amino acids. The transcript has 5 exons. Gene Ontology annotation, molecular function: calcium ion binding. The record is from RefSeq and is a predicted model, not a curated record. Gene Ontology annotation, biological process: heterophilic cell-cell adhesion; establishment or maintenance of epithelial cell apical/basal polarity. NCBI's taxonomy places the organism in Eukaryota, Metazoa, Echinodermata, Echinoidea, Camarodonta, Strongylocentrotidae.